This is a messenger RNA of Brachypodium distachyon (stiff brome), 1983 nucleotides long. RefSeq lists its product as uncharacterized. The coding region runs from base 250 to 1503 and encodes 417 amino acids. The transcript is spliced from 2 exons. Gene Ontology annotation, biological process: SCF-dependent proteasomal ubiquitin-dependent protein catabolic process. The record is from RefSeq and is a predicted model, not a curated record. Lineage: Eukaryota; Viridiplantae; Streptophyta; Magnoliopsida; Poales; Poaceae. Gene Ontology annotation, molecular function: ubiquitin-protein transferase activity; protein binding.
AUAAAACACAUAAUUUUCCUCCUUCAUCUACAACAAAGUGAAUCCUACAAAACAUAUCUUUUCAUCUCAGCCAAAACAAAAGAAAACAAAAGGAAAAAAGAAACUCAAACCCCGAUGAACUGCGGAUCUAGCGUAGCAGGUCAACAACAAAAACCCGUCUCCCAAGCUGUAUAAAAGCAACCCGCAAACUUGCCCCCUCAAAAUUAACAACCCCAUCCCCAAGAAAUUAAACCUCACCAAACCCCUCCCAUGUCCGACCACCACAUCGCCGGCGACCACCACUCGUCUCCGGCGACCACCGCCCUCGGCACCCUGCUGCUCCUGCCGUCAGAGCUCCUCCACGAGAUCCUCAUCCGUCUCGCGCUCCCGGAGCUGCUCCGCGUCCGCUCCGUCGCCCGGCCCCUGUCCCACCUCAUCUCCUCCCCGGACUUCCGCCGCUUCUACCACCUCGCCUCCGUCUCGUCCGGCCCCGCCCCGGCGGCCGCGUGGCUCCUCGUCUUCAAGAAGCUCCCGCCCCGCGGCGCCGCGCUGCGGGGCUUCCACGGGCCCUCCGGCCGCUGGUUCCGCAUCCCCGUGUCCGACAUCAUCUCCCCCGCCGUGCCCCCAGGGGAGGACCUCUACUUCCUCGCCGCCUCCGGGAGCUCCUUCCUCUUCGCCGCCAACGGCCGCCGCGAGCUCGUCGUGGUUGACCUGUCGGCCCAAUCCGCCCGACGCCUCCCGCCGUCCCCGCUCGGCCCACGCGGCACCUCCUCCUGGCGUCGCUUCGGCAUCAAGCUCGUGGCCGAUCCCCCCGGACCGAACCGGUUUAGGUUUCUGUUCGCGGAGCUGGUGAACAACACGCCCUUCCUCUUCGAGUACACGUCUGACACCGACACGUGGCAAUCAUCGGAGGCGGUGCUGGCAGAUGGGCCCACCGCGCCGGCGGGUCCCGACGCCACGUACCUGUGCGCCGCCCACGCCGGGCCGGACUGCGUGAUGGUGUACUCCGGCCCAGGCUUGGGUCACCGUGGGGCGGUCUUCUUCCGGCCGCGGUUCCCGCAGAACCCGAACGGCGCGGCGGGCAACGGCGCCGAGCGGCUCCACGUGUACGGCGACGGGAGCGCCGUGGUGGUCCGGUCGACGGUGGUGGACGAGCCGAGCAGGACGCGGGUGAAGGCGGUGGCCGGCGUGGACCUGUACGGGUUCGGCCCGGAGGCGGCGGCGGGGGGCGACUGGCAGCUGAUCUCCACCGUGCCGGGCGAGCUGGUCGAAGGGUUCAGGAAGCCGUACGCCGUGAUGACGGGGCUGCUGGCGGAGCGGGAGGGCGUGAUCCGGCUGGUGCUCAUCUCCAACUGCAGGGGCGCGUGGGACGUGGUGUGGCUGUCCUACGACCGCGGGCGCGGCGAGUGGCGCUGGGUGCCCGUGCCGGACUGGGGCGGCACCAAGGGGCUCAACAUGGCCGGCAUCGCCGUCUCCUCCACCUUCUCCCGCCUCUGGCCACCGGCGCCGACCAUCUGCCACUGAUCCAACCGGCGCUUUACAGGGGAAAUCCGGAGUGGGCGAUUGAUUGUCGUUCGUGGCAACGGAGGCCCCUGCACAAUCGUCCAAACGGCGCCUCUGUUUCUGUGGGCCGUCGCAUAGUGUGUGACAUGAUCCUCCGCGAUAGCUUCGCCGAUGCGGACAGGUGAUGGCGUCAGUGUGUUUGAUAAGGAGUCCUGUGUGUGUACGUUUCUCUCACGGUAGUAACUAAGUGGUAUAAUACGUAGUGCUACUGCCCAUUGUUCAAACUCGUGGCUAAGUAAAACUUGUGCACCUCUUCGUGUCCUCGUUGCUCGACGAAUGCACGUCUGGUAUUUCUGUAGGAGCAUACGUGAAGUUUUGUGUGGGGCGAAUUAUACUGGGAGAAACAGCUACGGCAUGUACGGAAGAAGAAGAAUGCUUGCAUUACCCCCUCAACGUCAUUCUCGUGUCAGAAGGGGGAGUUUCUGGACUGUUCGACGGUUA